This is a messenger RNA of Bathycoccus prasinos, 1611 nucleotides long. RefSeq lists its product with no specific name. Bases 1 to 1611 code for a protein of 536 amino acids. Lineage: Eukaryota; Viridiplantae; Chlorophyta; Mamiellophyceae; Mamiellales; Bathycoccaceae. The record is from RefSeq and is a predicted model, not a curated record. The transcript has a single exon.
AUGGGGAGUGGUAAGAAAAAGAAAAAGAAGAACUCGAAUCAGAACAACAACAACAACAACAACAAUAACACUCCGCAAAGUGCCGCUCGCCAAACUUCUAAUGACGCGGCUUUGGCGGACACACCAGAAACACCGAAAUUUAUUGAAGACCACUUCACUCGUCAAAACGAAAUUCAAAAGUCUGUCGAAGUAAUAACAAACUCGCCGUUUCCAUCUCCUAUACUCUCACCAACGCCUACGCCAGCAAAGAAAGUGGUCCCGAAAUCAACACUAAAUGAGACAAAGUCAACCGAUUCAAUACCAGCCGAAGCAGAGAUAGAAGAAGAACGAGAUGAAGUCACUGAAAAAAAGUUGCAUUUUAUUCACGAGGCAGAAGAAAAUACGACAACAUCAACAACAACUGCGGUUACUUCACCUUCACCGUCGCAAGCGAGUGUGGGGACCAAAAUUGAUAAAAUCGAGAGUCGAAUAGCGGCAGAUCCAAUACAUUCGCAAAGGACACAAACGACUACGCAGACAUCCACGACGCUUCUUUUGGAAACGAAUCGAGACCUGCGCUCGGCACUCGCAGACAGCAUAAGCGAACUCGCCUCCCUGGAAGAGGAGAACGAGCGAUUGAAUGAACAAGUACGGAAAGAAAUAGAUAUAGAGCGUCCAAAACUGAUUGCUGAAGCGUGCGAGGACUUGUCGGAGCGAUUGCAAAGAGCAGAAGUGGCGAUUGAAAGAGAGCGACGAGAGGCGACGAAUGGGAAGUUUGCCUUGACAGAGUUACACGCAACCAAACAAAAGCUCGCGGAUGCGUUACAACUAGUGAAAGAGAGUAGAAAGAGUAACGCGAAUAGCGGUGAAGAAAAGGCGAACGAAAACGAGGAAAUGACAAAUGUAGAAACAGAACGAAUACGCGUCAUGAAGGAAGCGUUGGAGAAAGCCGAAGACAAGGUGCUGGUGAUGUUUGCCGAUUUGAGUGCGACAAAGGUUGAAUUAAAUCGUCUUCGAGAAGAAAAUACUGAAUUAAAAACGAAACAUGCGCUCUUGGAAACUAAACUGGAAGAUAUGCAUAACCAGAGAGAGCAAGAGAAGGGAAAGGAAAAGGAUUCUGCGCCAGAUACAAACGACACGCGAGGGAAUGUAGAACACCGCCACGAACAUCAACACCAAAUAAUGAUGUCUCCGCGAGCGGUAAAAGAGGAAUUAGAACUCGCAAGUCUCAUGAAGAAGAACGCGGAGAUGCGAGAUAGAGAGUCGCACAAGAAAAUGGAGGAAGCUGAGAGACAAAAGGACGCGGCGGUGAAGGUUGUGGAGAAAUUGCGGACUGAGAAUGAAGAGAUAAGACGCGAGAACGAGAAGUUGAGACGACGAUUUCUUCUCGAGCAAGAUAGUAGUAACAUCGGUCAAGACGUGGAAUUAGCAAGGAACGAUAAAGUCCAUAGCGGUACUGAGAGAGCAGAAAAGAUAAGCGAGAAAACAUCUGUAACGAAGAAAGUUGCAGUCGUCGUCGCGAAGAAGCGGGAGAGACCAAGCGUAUUAAGACUGCCGAGCUUUGCGUGGUAUUUCAUAUCGGGUAGCGAUAAAGCGCCGGAAUUCCGCAUCGAGGAAGAUGAUAGUAAUUAG